UGGGUCUGUGGUCUAAUGUGCAUCUACUGUGGGGGUCCUGGACAUGAGGAAGUUUGGGAACCCUCCGCUUAAUGUUCACACAAUAUUCCUAAUGAUUGUGAAAAUUUCCAUUACAGUUUGUCAGGGUUUAAGAUUACGUCUUCAGAUUGCUUGUUUUGUCUGACCAAGAGUCAAAAACCCAAAGAUAAUACUUUUACAAUGAUUUAUAAUCACCACCGUGUAAGAGAGGGAACUAGUGAAUGUAGGUAGAUGCUGAUGUUUAAAGUAACAAUGAUAGAUAACAGAUGUUUGUUAUGAUUGUUAUUUAUUUGCCCUUUUGUGGCAGGGAAACUACAAAAAUACAAUUUGUGCCAGUGCUGCAAAACAGAGGUUAAUAUUUCUCCAAUAAGCAACACAACAUUUAAAUCAACACAACAGGGCAAUGAUUUACCGAUGUCAGCCAACAAGGUUGUCCUCUCGUCUCUGCAGACAUGGCCUCAGCUCCAGCACAGCAGCCCACCCUCACUGUUGAGCAGACCAGAGUGGUACUGAGUGAGGUGAUCCAGGCCUUCUCAGUACCAGAAAAUGCAGCGAGGAUGGAGGAAGCUCGAGAAAGUGCCUGUAACGACAUGGGGAAGAUGCUGCAGCUUGUGCUCCCUGUGGCCACCCAGAUUCAACAAGAGGUUAUCAAAGCCUACGGCUUCAACAAUGAAGGAGAGGGUGUCCUAAAGUUUGCCAGAUUGGUGAAGAUGUACGAAACCCAGGACCCUGAAAUUGCAGCCAUGUCAGUUAAACUGAAGUCUCUCCUCCUGCCGCCGCUGUCAACGCCACCUAUAGGAGGCGCCAUUCCAGCAUCAUAGGAAUUAUUUACAUUCAACUGCAAGGUUACGCUCAUCUAAUGCUUUUGGAUCAACAUAAACUUACUGUAAUUCCAACAUGUUCUCUAUCAUCCACUUCUGAGGAAUAAUGGAAAAACUUAAACUCAACACACUAAUACGUUCCAACAAAGAUGGAAUUCAUAUUUUAUCUAAAUUAUGGAUUCAUUGAAAGCAUCCUUGCAAAAACAUGUUAAAUUAUUGCUUUUAAAUGUUUCAGUAUUUAUUUGUUACACUUUGACCAUUUUUUUUUAUGUCAUUGAACCUUGAAUAUUUCCUUUAAUGCCAUCUUUUUUCUUUUAAAAAAAUCAUUUUAAACAUUUUAUAUGCUGUCAGAUGUAUCAAAUGUUGUGCUUUUGUUAUAUAUUAAAAUGAAAAAAAAGGUUU
This is a messenger RNA of Dicentrarchus labrax (European seabass), 1241 nucleotides long. It is a transcript of the gene grcc10, whose product is annotated as gene rich cluster, C10 gene. The transcript is spliced from 4 exons. Bases 471 to 839 code for a protein of 122 amino acids. The record is from RefSeq and is a predicted model, not a curated record. Lineage: Eukaryota; Metazoa; Chordata; Actinopteri; Moronidae. Gene Ontology annotation, biological process: post-embryonic development.